CUUGAAGGAACAGUGAGAUUUUGAGAAUUCAUACAGUUUUUCCAUUUCUGAGGACCACCAUGCUUCGAAACAUCCUCAUCGCCUUUUUACUCAUAGACUCGGGCUGUGCGAUGCACCUGGAAUACCUGAAAGUGGAAUCUGAUGAGGAGCCUCUCCAUGAGAGCUUGGCUGCUGAUCAGGCUGAGGACUUGCCUAUGCCUGGAGCAGCAUUCCCAGGUGUAUGCUGGGCAUGCAAGUGGGCCAUGGGGAAGCUGAAACAAAGCCUUAGAAGUGAUGCAACUGUGGGAAUGAUUAAGGAGAAACUGAGAGACGUCUGUAAUGGUAUUGGCUUCCUGAAGUAUAUAUGUAAGGGCAUCGUUAACAGAUACCUGGAUGUAUUGACUGAGGAGCUUUCAACUACAGAUAGUCCAAGAACCAUCUGCGCUAAUAUUGGCGUUUGCAGCUCCAAAACCCUGUUGGAAUUCAUCCAGGAUUUUCCAGAAGUCCAGCAGAAGUUCUGAAAGAACAGAUAACUCCGCUUUGAUGCCUGCAUGAAAAUACAUUAGUGAAAUAAAUAAAAUAAUAAUGCAUAAUGCUUACUGCGAUGGACUGGCGACCUGUCCAGGGUGUAUCCUGCCUU
Molecule: messenger RNA, 619 nt
Organism: Pygocentrus nattereri (red-bellied piranha)
Lineage: Eukaryota; Metazoa; Chordata; Actinopteri; Characiformes; Serrasalmidae
Product: antimicrobial peptide NK-lysin-like
Exons: 5
Coding region: 60-500 (146 amino acids)
Biological process (GO): defense response to bacterium
Source: RefSeq, a predicted model, not a curated record